Messenger RNA from Cottoperca gobio, 2298 nucleotides. It is a transcript of the gene stx18, whose product is annotated as syntaxin 18. Gene Ontology annotation, molecular function: SNAP receptor activity. The coding region runs from base 25 to 1056 and encodes 343 amino acids. The transcript is spliced from 11 exons. Gene Ontology annotation, cellular component: endoplasmic reticulum; SNARE complex; membrane. Gene Ontology annotation, biological process: retrograde vesicle-mediated transport, Golgi to endoplasmic reticulum; intracellular protein transport. NCBI's taxonomy places the organism in Eukaryota, Metazoa, Chordata, Actinopteri, Perciformes, Bovichtidae. The record is from RefSeq and is a predicted model, not a curated record.
GAAAAUCCACAGCGUCGCAGUUCAAUGACGUCGUCACUUGGUGACGUGUCAGUUUGUUUACAGCGCUGCAGUUGCUGCACAGACAUGGCUGUGGAUAUAACUUUACUUUUCAAAGCCAGUGUCAAGACAGUAAAAACCAGGAACAAGGCGAUAGGAAUAGGCUUUGACUCUACCAAGGAUGAAAUUUUCAAGAGGAGCAGACCCAAGAGUGGCUUCUCUGCGAAGGCGAAAGAAGUGAUCACGAACAUCACCAAACUCAAAGACUUUCUGCUACAACACAGGAAAGAUUACGUGAGCGCCGGAAGUCUCAUCUCAUCAGAUCUUACCCGUAUGACGGACAAUGAACGAGACCAGAUUGACCAGGAUGCUCAGAUCUUCAUGAGGACCUGUUCUGAGGCCAUCAGGCAGCUACGCAAUGAAGCGGUGAAGCAAGUGUCAUCAGCCCAGAUAAAGGAGCACAGAGGGGCCGUGCUGGACCUCAUUGAAGUGUAUCUGAGAGGAGUGUGUAAGCUGUACUCUGAGCAGAGAGCAAUCAGAGUCAAGAGAAUGGUGGACAAGAAGAGGCUGUCAAGACUGGCCCCAGAGCACCACGGUAAGGUGGCGAAAACGCCGGUGGUGGAGCCAAUGGAGGAGAAGACUGUCAAGGAGGAAAGUUCUGAGAAGAGUGUGGCGGAGGUCGUGGGCAACCCUGUCAACCUGUGGGAGGAGGGCCGAGUGGAGGACGAGCUCUCUCCUGAGGAGAUCCAGAUGUUUGAGCAGGAGAACCAGAGGUUGGUGAGUGAGAUGAACAGCCUGGUGGAUGAAGUGAGGCAAAUCGAGGGCAAGGUUGUGGAGAUCUCCCGUCUGCAGGAGAUCUUUGCUGAGAAAGUCCUGCAACAAGAAACAGAGAUCGACGGCAUUCAUCAGCUGGUUGUGGGCGCCACAGAAAACGUCAAAGAAGGCAACGAGGAUAUACGAGAGGCCAUCAAAAACAAUGCUGGCUUCCGGGUAUGGAUCCUGUUCUUCCUGGUCAUGUGCUCUUUCUCUCUCCUCUUCCUGGACUGGUACGACAGCUAACACAGCGAGCCAGCAUGGACAAUAUACGACAGGAAACCGGCUGCCUUUGGCACAUAUCGGUUAUAUCUCAUAAAGACGAGUCAACACUGAGACUGAAUGUACAGUUUACCGUGCUGGACCUGCUGUACAAAGUGCUCUUCAUGAAGAUUCUGUGUUCAAGUGGAAAUGGCUAACUUUCUAUAUGUUUGUCCAGGGCAGCUUUAAUGUUUGAAAGCACUUCUCUGGAGGCGAGCUUUGUAUGCAGCACUGUGUCCACUUUAAGUGUGUGUAUGGCUGGACACUGUAUGUCUCUGCCACUAAGAGCAGUGAUGAUAGUUUGAUUGGCAGCCACUGUUCUUGUCUGACUGACUGAAAGAAAACAUUGAUUUAUGAUCUUCUGCAACUGACUUAAGGAGGCUUUUCAGUCUAUUUAAAUAUAUCUUACACUUGUGUACCUCAGUGACAUAUAAACUAUCCUUCACUGUUAAAUGCUGAUGAAUGUUUUGCUUUCCAGGCAAUGAGCAGCAGAACCAUUUAUUUGAUAUCUAUCACAGCAUGACUGUACUGGCACACCACUCACAUCCUAGUAAACCUAAGCAGUAGUCCUGAUUACAUUCUGGGUCUUCUUUCUUUACUUCAGGGUAUCAUUGUAUAACAGUUAAUACAUUUCAUAUUCAUGUCAACCUUCAGAUAACAUCAGGAGCAGCAGAAAGGCACGGCCUGCCCUGGUUCGUGUUAGCUAAAGAAAUAGAAAAAGAGCUGCUGACAGGAGACUUGAUUCACACAGCCUCCUGAUAUUUCUGCUAAUCUGUUUAUUAGGAUUAACCUAUAUCCUAGUUAAAGCAUUACAGCGCUCUGAAAAGUGUCUUUGAUCUUAACUCAAGGGAGCCAGAGCUGUAUUUAUGUUUUCUGCACUGAGGGAGUUUCAGCAUUACUGACAAGAUUUACACUUGAAAUAAUUCUUAUUCAUAUAUGCAAUCCACUUGGACGUUGGUGUGAAAUGUGGGCACUUUAUUUCAGUUUUUCAUUUAACAUUAUUAUGUAGCAAAUGCACUUCAAUGGUAAUCAUUACAUUGUUUGAAAAAGGUACAUAAUUCGUGACAGAUUAAGUUAAAUGACAAAUACAGAAGAAAACAACAGGACAAGCGACUACUGUCGGAUUGUUCCACUACAUCAACCUAAGUCUAGAAUCUGUGAUGGCUACCAACAACCAUGUAUGAUGACAUUAAUCAAUGCAAAGCAUUGCACAAUACAGUGUCUUCA